This is a messenger RNA of Protopolystoma xenopodis, 810 nucleotides long. The record is from the annotation of a GenBank genome assembly. Lineage: Eukaryota; Metazoa; Platyhelminthes; Monogenea; Polystomatidea; Polystomatidae.
CAUGAGAACGAAAAUAAAGAAGUCAAGUACCGCCAGCAGAAUGGGAAGGAGAAUGAGGAAUCUCCUUAUCCAGAGGAGUUUCAUUCGGAUGAUGAUAUCCUAUGUGCCGAACUAAAUAGAUUAGAUCGACAGGCCAGAAAUACCACUGAUAUAUGCAUCGCCGAGGCUCAGCCGUACAGCCUAAAAGAUAUGUGCUUGAUAGUCUCUCUUCAAGUGAGCCACCAUGCUUGUCAAUUGGAGGAUGCCAUCACCUUCAACGUGAAGAGGACCAAAAAGGUUUUUAUAUACUUCCAUAGGAGGCCAUUUAUAUGCUUUGCAGAGCAUAUCAAGGCCAAUAGAAUUUGCAUCACUCCAUUGAUUCAUGCGCGUACACAUAAACAUGUGCCCUCAAGCAUUUCCUUGUCAUUCACAAAUUUGUAUAGUCUCAUCUUCUGCAUUCCCUCCUACCAUCUUCUACCCACCGUUCAUUCCACACAGCGCCUACUCCGCCUCUUCGGUAUUCCUUAUCUGGUCAGUCCACAAGAAGCAGAAGCCCAAUGUGUAGCACUAGAGCGCGACGGUUUUGUAGACGCGGUAGCCAGCGACGAUUCGGAUGUAUGGCCUUUCGGAGGACAGCGAGUAGUUAGAUAUCUUUUUGGAGGCCUUGGGAGGGCCUCGUCGACAUCUGCCACACAUACCAGUAAAAAAGACUCUUCUUCUCGUCAGGUUGCCAGCCAAGAUCGAAGUCAGCCGUUUUUAUAUGACAAUCGCAUAAUUCAAACGAAACUAGGUGAGCUACUAAAUCUUUACAAUACACGCUCACUAUCCUAG